AUGAAUGAUUCGGGUGGUCAAAAGGGCCAAGUCGAAACGUUGUAUGGUAAGAGUCCUAGAGGAUCUUAUGGUAGCUAUCAACUUUCCUUAACUGAGUCUAAUCUCAAUGUUUUUUGUGAUAUAACUGAUUCUGUCCCAAGAAAAACCGCACAUGAGAAGGAAAACAUUGCCACUCUAACCUUGAUAUAUCCCAGUUUUCCAAUUACUGAUACUCCUGAUUUUAAAUGCCCAAACAGUUGCAAUCAGUCUGAAAAGAAUUUCAUGAAGCAGCUAUGUGUUACCAAGGUCAAGCUGAAUAACAUUGAAAAGAAAACAAGAGCUCAAUCCCAGUCUGCAGAAUGGAAAUAUGAAAGAAAGUACAGGUUGACUGCCUCAAACUUUGGACUUAUAAGUAAAAGAAAGAGAAAUCAUGAUUCCCUUGCAAGUAACUUGCUUAAUCCAAAGCCUUUCAAUUCAAAGUACACAGCCCAUGGCCUCAAGUAUGAGUCAACAGCAUUGCAACAAUACCAAAAAUAUAUGCAUGCAAUAGGAAAACCAGUAGUGUUAUUCAAAUCAGGGUUUGUUGUAUGCAAAGAUGCACCCUUUCUAGGAGCUUCACCAGAUGGUAAAGUUAUUGAUACAGGAUGCAGUGAACCCUAUGGCCUUGUUGAGGUAAAAUGCCCUGAGACAAAAUAUAUGGUAAUUCCCUUGGAUGCCUGUUCAGAUCCAAAGUUUUGUUCACAUGAAGUUGCAGGAAAACCACAACUCAAGCAUGACCAUGAUUACUACGCACAAGUACAAGGUCAAUUAGGAGUAACACAAGUAAAAUGGUGUGAUUUUAUUAAAUAUGAUCAUCAAUACUGGAUAAAUUUGAAAAGUAGAUUGCAUUCCUUUUACUUUGAUCAUUUCAUCAAUUUGGCCACAACUGAAUAUAAUACAUGCACAACAAAGAAAUGA
Molecule: messenger RNA, 936 nt
Organism: Dendronephthya gigantea
Lineage: Eukaryota; Metazoa; Cnidaria; Anthozoa; Malacalcyonacea; Nephtheidae
Exons: 1
Coding region: 1-936 (311 amino acids)
Source: RefSeq, a predicted model, not a curated record